GCCCUGCCUCCGUCGAGGGCCCAGCCUACUUCCUGGUUAUCCGCACGGCGUCACUGUUAAAGCGAGGAGGAGGUUUGUUGUUGGUAAUCUGCAGCCGUGAUUCAGCCCUUUAGCCGAAGAAAAAUGGGAAGCACGGUGAUGGAGUCUGGCAAGGGAAGCUCCAAGAAGCUGCCCAAGAGGAGAAGAAGUCUGCGUAUUAACAUACCGGACUUUGCGGCAUUUACUUCUCCCCAAGUGGAAACGAGUUGCUCAACUAAAAGCCCAAAGACGGGAGAACGUUACAUACGCUCUGCCAGCCCUGCCAGGGGAGAGCCUGCUGUGAGGAACGUGCCGCCAUGUCCGCAGUCAGCGCCGGUGCAGUCCAAGUCCAGCUUGGGUUCUCCAAGAAACAUCUUUCCUUAUCCCUGCUAUCAGGACUCCCCACCCAAAUCCCCCCGCCGCCUCAGCUUCAGUGGCAUCUUCCGCUCUUCAUCCAGCACCAGCCCUGCAAGCAUCAAAAUAUUCUCCAGGGCCCGCAGAACCUCUGGACUUGCCACACCACCCACCACGCCAACACAGGCACCCAGCCAGCCUGUGUUCACCCAGGAAGCCCCACAGAGCGUCCCGAGCCCGGAACGCCUCCUGGGGGAUCGUUUCCGCUCCCGGUCUGUGUCCACUCCUCUAGACACAGGACAGCGCCUCGGCCUUCCCACGGCGAAACCCCUGAAACUUUCUUCAAGCCCUGUGCCGCAAUACUCUACCUCACAACAAGUGUCCGGUUUAUUCGAAGGUAUGCUGGAGAAACUUGACCUAGACGACGAUGCUGCUGAACCUGAGAGUGAUAUUUACAUGCGCUUUAUGAAAUCCCACAAGUGCUAUGACAUCGUCCCAACAAGCUCCAAACUGGUCGUGUUCGACACAGCUCUCCAAGUCAAGAAGGCAUUUUUUGCUUUGGUCGCCAAUGGCGUACGAGCAGCUCCACUGUGGGACACAGAGAAGCAAAGCUUUGUGGGGAUGCUGACAAUCACAGACUUCAUCAUCAUCCUCCACAGAUACUACAAGUCGCCAUUGGUGCAAAUAUAUGAGCUGGAAGAACAUAAGCUGGAGACGUGGAGAGAGGUUUAUCUUCAAGCAACUUUCAAGCCUCUCGUCAACAUAUCGCCUGAUGCAAGCUUAUUCGAUGCAGUGUACACUCUCAUCAAAAACAAAAUUCACCGCCUGCCGGUCAUCGACCCUGUCACAGGGAACGCACUUUAUAUCCUUACGCACAAGAGGAUCCUCAAGUUCCUCCAGCUUUUUAUGUGUGAGAUGCCAAAGCCAGCCUUCAUGAAGCAGACGCUCGGGGAGUUGGGCAUCGGCACGUACCAGGACAUCGCCUUCAUCCACCCCAACACGCCCAUCAUCAAAGCCCUCAACAUCUUUGUGGAGAGGAGGGUGUCUGCCUUGCCUGUGGUGGACGAGUCAGGCAAGGUUGUGGACAUCUACUCCAAGUUUGACGUCAUUAACCUGGCAGCUGAGAAGACGUACAACAACCUGGACAUUACAGUGACUCAGGCCCUCAAACAUCGCUCACAGUACUUUGAAGGAGUCAUGAAGUGCCAUAAGAUGGAAACAAUGGAGACCAUUGUUGACAGAAUUGUUAAAGCUGAAGUGCAUCGGUUGGUGGUUGUGGACGAGCGCUCCAGCAUCGAGGGCAUCGUUUCCCUGUCGGACAUCCUCCAGUCCCUGGUGCUCAGUCCAGCAGAUGGCUGCAAGGAGGAGAACCUGAGCGAGUGAGAGGAACUGAAGAGGAGACGCGGUGAGCUAAACGGAUGUAGAAACCAAAGAGUGUGCAUUGAGGUCUGUGGUUCUUGAAUGUAUGUGCUGAACUCUAAUCGGACCGCUGCAUUCGGAAUGCUGUACAUAUAUACAUUAUUAUAAAACACUAUUCUAGUCGCCUUGCCAGGGAAAGGUGGACCAGAUGAGUUCGGAAAAAUACUCCCAUUUUGUUGGCAGUUGAUGGUAGUUUUUAAAGUUAUUAAAAUGUUCAAUUCCACACAGUUUAUUUCCAGAGAAUGUUAGUGUUCCAGGAAUGUGUCAGAAAAGUCCACAAAGUUGGAGAUAAACGCUUUUCACAAGUCGCCUUUGGAUGCAUUUUUUUUUUAAUAAUCCGUAAAGAAAAAACAUGGCUGCUGCUGAACACGACUCAUCUCCCUGUUUUGACUGUAAAUAGAAUUAUUUUUGUUUCACAGAAAGCUUUAUUUUUUAUGCCGUGUGUUCAAAGAGAUUGCAGUUUUAUGGGUUAUUUUUGUAAAUAUGCUGCUGGAUCCAUAUGUACUGUAAAUGUGCAAAGCAUGACAAACACUUUACAGCGGUAUGAAUGUUCUUUGCUUUUUGAUUCUUUUUGUUUUAUUUUUCUGCCUGCAGAAAAAUAAAAGACACUGAUUGUACGGUA
This is a messenger RNA of Doryrhamphus excisus (bluestripe pipefish), 2413 nucleotides long. RefSeq names its product 5'-AMP-activated protein kinase subunit gamma-2-like. The record is from RefSeq and is a predicted model, not a curated record. Lineage: Eukaryota; Metazoa; Chordata; Actinopteri; Syngnathiformes; Syngnathidae. Gene Ontology annotation, cellular component: nucleotide-activated protein kinase complex; nucleus; cytoplasm. Gene Ontology annotation, biological process: regulation of catalytic activity; protein phosphorylation. Gene Ontology annotation, molecular function: AMP binding; protein kinase binding; protein kinase regulator activity.